GGGGCGGGGCCCGGGGAGGGACGGUCGGUGGCGGGGGCCAACACGGGGACAGCUGCGGGCGGCCGGGCGAGUCCUCCGCGGCUGGGACCUCCUUGGGGCCCGGGUGGGACGAGAAUGGCUCAAAGUGCUCCAAGGAUCCCGGGACGGUGGUCAUUGAUUUAUGCUGGACAAAACCGAGUCAUCGUGGGCAACAGGACGGGCGCCAGCGGAAUGAGUGGCAGCUUUGGGGGUGGUUUCGGGCCCGGGACAGUGCGGUCGGAGAAGAGCGGUCAGAACUUGGGGAGCCUCCAGCGCCCCACCAAGGAGGCGCCAGUGGAGAGGGGGGUGUCUUAAAACUUAUGGAAGACCGGGCGCGGUGUCUCAGGCCUGUAAUCCCAGCACUUUGGGAGGCCGAGGCGGGCGGAUCACGAGGUCAGGAAAUCGAGACCAUCCUGGCUAACACGAUGAAACCCCGUCGCUACUAAAAAUACAAAAAAAUUAGCCGGGCGUGGUGGCGGGCGCCUGUAGUCCCAGCUUCUCGGGAGGCUGAGGCAGGAGAAUGGCGUGAACCCGGGAGGCGGAGCUUGCAGUGAGCCGAGAUCGCGCCACUGCACUCCAGCCUGGGCAACAGAGUGAGACCUUGUCUCAAAACAACAACAACAACAAACACUUGUAGGAAAGAACGACGCCUUGCUGACCGAGUAGGGUAAGAAGCCACAAGUAUUAGCCUCAUGAAGCACAGGACUGUGCAGCCAUAACCUAGGGAACACAGCAGAGAGGGCCCUAGCGGCGUCGAGGUGGUGACAGGAGUCCUGAGGGAAACCACGUGGGGUCUGAGGGGAGAGUCAGAGAUAGAAGGAAAAGGGGCACCACCCGACCAGGGGCGUGGGGGGCAGGAGCAGUGUGGCACCCCACCUACAAGGACCCUUGUGGCCCAGGCCUCCUCCUGGACACUCGCUGCCUGUCCCUCCCCUCCGCACCUCGGGGUGUGCUGGACCCCACCGUAUGCUGCAGAUUUUCAGCCCUUUGAGGUAAUCAUGGUGGAGGCUGCACAAGAAAAGCUGAAUUCUCAGAGUGAAGGGCAAAAGCGUAUCCCUGGGCUCCCGUGUGUCUGGGGGCCCUUGGCCUGGUGCCAGCAGCAACCACCGCUGCUAAUUCCCAGAGCUGCUAUCCUCUUGGGCAAACUUGCCCCUUGUGAGGGAGGAGAACCUGGGCUUUGGGGCAGGAUAUAUAAUACCAGCCUUGCUUGGCUGGAGGAGCAGAGAUGGCUAGGGAGGAGGAGGUGAGCGGUCCACCUGGGCUCCUGAAGCAACUCCCAGGAAAUCAGUUGAGUCAGUGUGUCCCCCUUUUGUUCCUAGGGUGGGGGCUUCAUGGCCUUCUCCUCCAGGAAGCUCCACCUGAUCAUAUCCUGGAUUAACCAAAACCUGCUAAUUGUGGCAGCCCUCAGCAUGCUCCCCUCCCCCACAGCCUCUUCCUCCCUUCCCUCCCCUCCCCCUUCCAUCCGAAUGAUAAAGGCCCCAGCCCGGCCUCAGGUCCCGGCCCUACCUCCUACACUGCCCUGCGCCCUCCACCCGGCCAGGCCCCUGCCCACGCUGUCUACCGUCCCGCAUGGGGCCCUGCAGCGGCUCCCGCCUGGGGCCCCCAGAGGCAGAGUCUCCCUCCCAGCCCCCUAAAAGGAGGAAGAAGAGGUACCUGCGACAUGACAAGCCCCCCUACACCUACUUGGCCAUGAUCGCCUUGGUGAUUCAGGCCGCACCCUCCCGCAGACUGAAGCUGGCCCAGAUCAUCCGUCAGGUCCAGGCCGUGUUCCCCUUCUUCAGGGAAGACUACGAGGGCUGGAAAGACUCCAUUCGCCACAACCUUUCCUCCAACCGAUGCUUCCGAAAGGUGCCCAAGGACCCUGCAAAGCCCCAGGCCAAGGGCAACUUCUGGGCGGUCGACGUGAGCCUGAUCCCAGCUGAGGCGCUACGGCUGCAGAACACGGCCCUGUGCAGGCGCUGGCAGAACGGAGGUGCGCGUAGAGCCUUCGCUAAGGACCUGGGCCCCUACGUGCUGCACGGCCGGCCAUACCGGCCGCCCAGUCCCCCGCCGCCACCCAGCGAGGGCUUCAGCAUCAAAUCCCUGUUAAGGGGGUCCGAGGAGGGGGCACCCUGGCCGGGUCUAGCUCCACAGAACAGCCCAGUUCCUGCAGGCACGGGGAACAGUGGCGAGGAGGCGGUGCCCACCCCACCCCUUCCCUCUUCUGAGAGGCCUCUGUGGCCCCUCUGCCCCCUUCCUGGCCCCACGAGAGUGGAGGGGGAGACUCUGCAGGGGGGAGCCAUUGGGCCCUCGACCCUCUCCCCAGAGCCUAGGGCCUGGCCUCUCCACUUACUGCAGGGCACCUCAGUUCCUGGGGGACUGUCCAGAGGGGGACACAGGGCCUCCCUCUGGGGGCAGCUGCCCACCUCCUACUUGCCUAUCUACACUCCCAAUGUGGUAAUGCCCUUGGCACCACCACCCACCUCCUGUCCCCGAUGUCCACCGUCAACCAGCCCUGCCUACUGGGGGGUGGCCCCUGAAACCCAAGGGCCCCCAAGGCUGCUCUGCGAUCUAGACGCCCUCUUCCAGGGGGUGCCACCCAACAAAAGCAUCUACGACGUUUGGGUCAGCCACCCUCGGGACCUGGCGGCCCCUGGCCCAGGCUGGCUGCUCUCCUGGUGCAGCCUGUGAGGCUCCUAAGACAGGGGCCGCUCCUCCCUCCCGCUCCCACCCCCACUUUGUUGACAGGGAGCCAAGGCGAGGCGGCUGUCUGCGACCACAGCAGCCUCGAAACACCAGGCAGCAGCCUCGCUGGGAGUCCACGGUGUUUAUUGGACCACCCCACGCAUGGCCGUGGCCCAGCUGGGCACAACCCUCACCCUGGUCAGUCAUGCCUCUGUUUCUCCUACACUCAGAGGCAGGGCUGGAGGAGCAGGGCUGAGCCUGGAAUAGCCCUUCCUAGUCCCC
Messenger RNA from Symphalangus syndactylus (siamang), 2964 nucleotides. It is a transcript of the gene FOXH1, whose product is annotated as forkhead box H1. The record is from RefSeq and is a predicted model, not a curated record. Lineage: Eukaryota; Metazoa; Chordata; Mammalia; Primates; Hylobatidae. Gene Ontology annotation, molecular function: DNA-binding transcription activator activity, RNA polymerase II-specific; transcription cis-regulatory region binding. Gene Ontology annotation, biological process: positive regulation of transcription by RNA polymerase II; transforming growth factor beta receptor signaling pathway. Gene Ontology annotation, cellular component: activin responsive factor complex.